AUGGAUAAUAAUAAUAAUCCAAAUAAUAAUAAUCCAAAUAAUAAUAAUAAUAAUAAUAAUAAUGAUUAUAAUAAAUGUCAUUAUCAUCCGACUAAUGAAAUAAAUUUAAUUUGUUUAGAAGCAGAGUGUAAAUUAAUGCCAUGUUGUGUAGCUUGUAUGUCAAUUAGUGGGAAACAUCAUAGACAUAGUUUUGAUUUAGUUAAUAAUUGUAUUUCAAAAAUUAUUGAUAAUUUUAAAAAAAUAUAUCCAAAUAUUUCAAAAAGAAUUAAUGAUUAUAAAGAAUUAUCAGAAAAAUCAAAUUCGAUUCAUUCAAAUUCUAAAUUAGAUUUUUAUAAAAAUAUUGCUCUUAAUGAUAAAGUUUUUGCAAAUUUAAUUAAUACUUUAAGUUCAAUUCAAAGAAAUAUAAAAAAUGAAUUACAAACAAAUCAAGAUAAAAAUUAUGAACUAAAUUCAAAUGAAUCUUUACUAAUAACUAAUAAUAGUCAAAUACUUUCAAAUAUUUUAAAUAAUGUCUCAAUUGAUCAUUUGGAUGAUUCAAUUAAUAAUGAUAAUAAUGAUAAUAUUAAUUUAGUUAAAUAUUAUCAACAAUCUUUAGAAGUUUUAAAUGAUGAAAUCAUUGAAAUUGAUUAUCAAAAUUCUUUACUAACUUUCGAUCUUCAACUAAUUGAAGAAUUAAAAGAAAAUUUUAAAAAAAUUUAUUCAAUUAAUCAAUCAGAUAAUAUUAAUAUUGAAGAUGAAGAAGAAGAAGAGGAUGAAAAAUUUAAGAUUGGAAUUGAUGAAAAUGGCAAUGGGUUUGUAAAGAAUGAAAAUAAAAAGUAUUAUAUUUAUUCAGAGAAUAGUGAACAAGAAGAUAAAGAUUCAGUUGCAUUUGGAGAAGAUUGUGGUAAUUUAUUAAACAUUAGAUCAAAUAGAGUAUUGAAGAAUGUAAUGUUGUUAGAUGGAUUUAAAGAGAGUUUAGGAGUUGGUGUAUUACCAGAUAGUAUUGAAUAUUUGGAGAUAUGUGAUAUUAAAACACCUUUGGUGGUUGGAUCAAUACCAUCAAGUGUAAGAACAUUGGUAUUAAAUGAUGGAUUUAGUCAACCAUUAGAACCUGGUAUUAUACCAUCAAGUGUAAAAAGUUUAGAUUUACAUAAUAUUAAAAAUCGAUUAAAUGUUGGUUCAAUUCCAAGAUCAGUUGAAAAUUUGGUUUUAAAUAAUGGAUUUAAUCAACCACUUUUAGUUGAUGUAGUAUCGUUAAUAUCAGAUGGUGUAAAAUUUUUAACAUUACAUAAAAUUAAAAGCCAAUUAAAGGUUGGCUCAAUUCCAAAAACAGUAAAGAAAUUAAGUAUUGGUGAUGGAUUUUCACAAUAUUUGGAAAGUGGAAUUGUUCCAAAUGGUGUAAUUACAUUAUAUAUUAAUAAUAUUAAACAACAGUUACAAAUUGGAUCAAUUCCAACUUCUGUAAAAUUUGCAACUUUUGGUGAAGGAUUUAGUCAAUUGCUUUCACCUGGCAUUAUUCCAAAGGGUGUAAUGAUGUUGUUUUUCUAUAACAUUAAAUGUCCAUUGGUUAUUGGUUCAAUUCCAAUUUCAGUUACAUGGCUAACUUUUUAUAAUGGUUUCAAUCACUCAAUAUCACCUGGUAUAAUCAGUAAAGGUGUGGAAAGAUUAUUAUUACAUGAUAUUAAACAACCAUUAGAAAUGGGUUCAAUACCAACAACAGUAACUCACAUCGUACUUGAAGAUGGAUUCAAACAAGCACUAACACCAGGAAUCAUUCCAAAUUCAAUAAAAGAAUUAACUUUAAAAAAUGUAAAUCUUCAAUUAGUUGAAGGUUCAAUACCAAGACAAAUUCCAAGAAUUAUUUUAAAUAAUUUUAAUGAAUCAUUAGAAAAUUAUAAUAACAAUAACAAAUGUUCAUUUCAUCCAAAUAAAAAUUUAGAACUUUUAUGUUUUAAUUGUAAAUUUAUUCCAUGUUGUAUGCACUGUAUUUCUCAACAUGGUGAACACCAUGGUCAUAAAACAAAUUGUAUAGAUUCAAUUGAAACAUCAAAUAUUCUCAAAAUGAUGAAUUUAUUUAAAAAUGAUAUUAUUCCAAAAUUAAAAGAAAUAGUUGAAAAUGAUAAACAAAUAAUCAAUAAAUCUGAAAAUAUUUAUAAUGAAAUUAAUCAACAAUAUGAAAAUAAUAAAAUUUUAGUAACAAACGAAUUUAAAAAGUUUCAUACAUUAAUUCAAAUUAAUCAAUUAGAUAUUGAAAAUCAAUUAAGAACAACAUUUGAUGAAAAUACAAUAAUAUAUACUAUUAUUAAUUCAUCAAUCAAUAAUAAUAAUAAUUAUAAUAUUAAUGAUGAUAAUAAUUAUGGUAUUAAUAUAGAAUCAAUAGGUAAUAAAUUAGAUAAUCUCAAUGAUACUCACUUACAAUAUUAUUUUAAUUUUUUAUUUUUUAUUCAUCCCUUUUUUAUUAUAUUUUAG
Dictyostelium discoideum AX4 is the source of this 2448-nucleotide messenger RNA. RefSeq lists its product as hypothetical. The record is from RefSeq and is a predicted model, not a curated record. Bases 1 to 2448 code for a protein of 815 amino acids. Lineage: Eukaryota; Evosea; Eumycetozoa; Dictyosteliales; Dictyosteliaceae. The transcript is spliced from 4 exons.